Molecule: messenger RNA, 1339 nt
Organism: Cinara cedri
Lineage: Eukaryota; Metazoa; Arthropoda; Insecta; Hemiptera; Aphididae
Source: the annotation of a GenBank genome assembly
AUGAGUUAUUGUUCGGAAUCGAACGAAGAAGAGGUAAGAAAACAGUAUUAUUUAAGCAUUUUUAGAUACAGGUACUUUUAGAACAGAAAUCCUACUUACAUAGGUAAUUGAUUUAAAUAUAUAGAAAUGCCUCUGUGAGAUUGAACGUGAAGAAGUUCGCAAAGCCAACGACCGCCUCAUCACUCGGAUCAACGUACUGACAAUCAAUGAAAAUAAACUUAGGGCCGAGUUAAAGGAAUCGAAAGAAUAUAACAAAUGUGUUCUUGCGAAAUUGCAAAGUUAUAAAGUAAACUACCCAGUUUGUGUUUUAUGCAGUUUACAGCUCGUGGGUAGGCACUAAUCCCCAUAUUUAUCAGUGUACAAAUCCUGUGAAGUUUACAAACAUUGUUUAUCGAUUCGAUUUGAAUACAUAUUUAAUGGCAUUCAUACAUUUUAUACUGUACUGUAAACAUUUUUGUUUACACGAAAUCUGUGCUCCGUAACGAUUUGUUGGUUUACCGUAGCGAUCAAAUGUAUGGCGGGCAUAUUGAUUUACCAUGGUUACCAAGUAUAAAACCCUCGUCGUAUAUGAAUGAUAUACAACUAGACAAAUAUGAGGAAAUACAUUUGUUCGGUAGUACUUUACUUUAAAACGAUUUUUAGAUUCCAAACCGUUUCACUACAACAUGUUAAAAACUGACAACAAAUAUUGAUUUCUGGGUUACACCGAGUUACCUAUGUUAGCCGCAAUGAGAAAACCAUGACUAAUACUAUUCAACUCAGAAUCGUAUUUUGAUUUACAAUGAUUUAUCUUUGAAUCACCCGACAAACCUUUCCACCUACUACAGUGGCCUACCCAUUAUGCGAAGUACGUAAGUAUUUUUUUAUUAUUUAGGCCCAAUUAGAAGAAAAAAGUAACACCGUUAAUAAACUAACGGCGUGUUUGAAAUCUAAAAAUGAAGAAAUCUUUAAUGCGCAUAAAAAAUUUAAUAUGGUCUACCAACUAAUGGCAUUGGACUGCGAGACAUGUAAGAAAACGGAAUUUACGGGCACGAAUAAUGCGGAUAGAAGUUCGGAGGUACCUGAUAAAUUAAAAACCUUGGGUAAGAAAUUAUGUGAAGCAACAGUUGCCUUCAAAGAAGUGUCGAUGAUAACGGAAAGCGAAGAAAACCGAAAGAAAAACAUGGUUGAAAAAUUAAAAGAAAAUAAUCACGCGAAACAAAAAGAAUUGAGUCGUAUGACGUCCAAGAUUAAACAACUUCAACUUGAUCAGGAACACAACGUUUCGAAAAUCAAUAAACAGAGAAAUCUGAUACAAGAAUUAAAAUGUAAAAUAGAAAAUAUCGCUAAUAAAAUGUAA